Molecule: messenger RNA, 1884 nt
Organism: Zingiber officinale
Lineage: Eukaryota; Viridiplantae; Streptophyta; Magnoliopsida; Zingiberales; Zingiberaceae
Product: senescence-associated protein OSA15, chloroplastic-like
Exons: 14
Coding region: 297-1646 (449 amino acids)
Biological process (GO): cellular response to oxidative stress; leaf senescence
Cellular component (GO): chloroplast
Source: RefSeq, a predicted model, not a curated record
AUUUGUGGCUGCAGUAGCUUCCCCCCUUCGCUCUCCUCCCGCAUUAUUGCUGCCUUCUAGUUCUUGAUCCUUCCUCCCUCCUCCUUCCUCCCUCUCCCCUCUCUCGACAGUUUACGCUUCUGAAUUCUGAGGCUUCUUUAUCGUUAGUUGUGUCAACUUUUACAGAAAGGUCAACAGCAUGUGUGAAGGUUCAGCAACAUAUGCCUGAAAGCUUGCUGCAGAACAUUGAAAACAUUUUGACUCUCUGUUUAAUUAAUUCUUAAUAAGUUGCAUAGCUGUAUCGACUAGUUGCAAAUAUGGCUGGCAAGAUUUCUUGCAGAAUGACAGUUACUGACCAAAGUGGAUUUAUCUCAUUCUCAGACGUAUCACAUUAUACCGGAUCAACACCUUUGAGAAAGACCAUUGGCUUUAAGAAACUAUGUUAUGGGGAAUUUAUGAGUGCUAGGUCCUGUUCAUCCUAUGAAGACUUUGGGUGCAUGAGUCCAUAUGCUUAUAUAUAUCCCAGAGGCCACAUGGUCAUUCGUUGUUCCGCUAAUACUAGUAGUAGUGAGGCCAAGAAAUGCAUAAGGAAUUCUGAAGAUCCUUCUAGAGAUCACUUUGAAGGUGGGCAAGAUAAAGGAUUCACUUGCCAUGCUGGUUUAGGACUAGCUGAAGCUUGCAGAUUUGUUUACAAUGAUGCAAAAUAUGUGAAUGAAAGGGCGCGGAAUGACAUUAUCUUACUUUCACGUGGCAUAACAAGACUAAAUGAUCGGGCACGGCAAGAUGCUGCUGUUCUUGGACUUGGAUUUCUUAAGCUUGAUGCUCGUGCAAGGGAGGACACUGGGAAGAUUGACAUUGGUGUCAAGGAAAAGGCUGCUCGGUUGAAGCAUUUAGCCACUAUCUUGAAGGACAGGGCUAAAUCUGAUCUGAAGAGAGCAGCAGAUCAGCAUUGGAGUGAUGGGGCCUUAGAGGCCGACUUACGACGAGCUGACUUCAUAUUUAGACGCCGUGCUAUGGAAGAUGCAUACAUGGCAUUGAAGGUAGAAGAUGUACUGCUUUUUUUCCAACAUCGUUGUGGUUUUAUAAGAAACAUUCAUGACAUGAUGGCAAACAAAUUGUACCAAUUUCCUUCAAAUGAAAGGUCUUUCUCUCUCAAAGAUAGAAUGGGAUUCAUUACACUCGAAAAGAAUGGGAAAGCUCUUGAUCUAUUUGCAGAUGAGGUCACAACAGACCGUAUGCAAGCCAUUCAGGAAGCUUAUUGGACUAUGGCAUCUGCUUUAUCUGAGGCUGAUGGUAUUGAUUACACCGACCCUGAGGAGCUUGAACUACUAGUUGCAACGCUUAUCGAUCUUGAUGCAAUGGAUGGUAAAAGUAGUGUCUCCCUGUUGGCUGAGUGUUCUAGCUCCCCAGAUGUUAAUACAAGGAAAGCUCUUGCGAACGCGUUGGCAACUGCUCCAUCCAUGUGGAUUCUGGGUAAUGCCGGCAUGGGGGCACUGCAAAGAUUGGCACAGGACAUCAACCCUGCUGUUGCUGCGGCUGCUUCCAAAGCUAUUAAUGAACUGAGGCAGCAGUGGAAGCUCGAAGAAGGUGACAGUCUACGGUUCGUGAUGAAUGAACUCUCUCAGGAAGAGAAUGGAGAAGACGACGACGAUGUCCAGGAAAACUAACAGCUAGCCGACUUUACAGGAGGAUCCAUGAGAUCGGCAAUCGAACGAUGUUUGUAGAUGGUAUUAUGAUAUAGAUGCUUAAUGGAACUGGAAAGUUGUUUGGGGGUUAAUAAAUUGCUUACCCCAGAAAAUGUGGAUAGAUAAGGUUUAUUCCUGAAGCAUUUGGAGGAUGUUCCAAAUGAAACAUGGGUUGCAUAUUUUCUACUCAAAAUCAGGCAUAAAGCAUAGAUGGAACUCA